Daucus carota subsp. sativus is the source of this 1982-nucleotide messenger RNA. Its product is annotated as enhancer of polycomb-like protein 1. Gene Ontology annotation, cellular component: piccolo histone acetyltransferase complex; NuA4 histone acetyltransferase complex. The record is from RefSeq and is a predicted model, not a curated record. Gene Ontology annotation, biological process: regulation of transcription by RNA polymerase II. The transcript is spliced from 12 exons. Lineage: Eukaryota; Viridiplantae; Streptophyta; Magnoliopsida; Apiales; Apiaceae. Bases 403 to 1755 code for a protein of 450 amino acids.
ACAAAACAGGCGUCCCUUUAAAAACCGAGCACAAACACAAGACCCAAUUGAAUUUGGAUUUUUUAUAUAAUUGAAUUGAAUUAGGGUUCCCAAUUUAUCCACAGAAAUCUUAAUUCACUCAUCGUGACUCCUUCCACUUUUCAAUUCACAAAAUCCUUUCUUCUUUAGCAUCUCUGUAUACCCAAUUCGCUUAUUAUAUACACACAAUUCGGCAUAUACACACAGCUAUACAUACAAUUCCCUUUUUUGAAGUUUCUCAAAAUUAGGGUUCAAGAACAUGGAAUUUUUUCAAUUCAGCUCAGGUUUGGAUCAAAUUGACUAAAGAACACGUGGGUGUUUGGAAUUGUGCGAUAAUUUUGGGUAUUUUUAGGGUUAGGGUUAGGGUUUGAAGGAGUUUAUGAUAUGAGUAGGUUAUCAUUUAGGCCUCGUCCUUUGGAUAUACAUAAGAAGCUUCCUAUUGUCAAGAAUUUCAAAGAUUUUGAAGACGAUGACACCCCGUCUUCGACUCGUAAUCAUAUGCUUCGGCUUACUGCUGAACCUGAUAUCGAGGUACAACCACAAGUUCCUACCAAGAAGCAUGCGUCUGAAAUACCUACUCCAGAGUUUGUUAUUGUUGGGACAUAUGAAAGGGACUAUUCCCGCACAUUUAAUCAACCAACGUCAUAUCUGCGUGCGAGGGGAGCCCGGGCAGAGAUUGGGGAGUUUGUUGAGUAUGAUCUUGACAAUGAGGAUGAAGACUGGCUUCAAGAGUAUAACAGAGACAGAAAGACGCUUGAAGCUGAGAAGUUAGAGACGAUUUUGUUCAAAUUAGAGGCAUUGGAUCACAAAGCCAGGGAAAGAGCAGGAGUCAUAGCUCCUACUCUUGGCUCGCCUGUUUCUGUACUUCUAACAUUUGAUGCUGCUGUGGAGGCACUUCAAGCCCUUUCCAUCAAUUUUGGAGUUUUCCGAUCAAUUUAUAAUUACUGGAAAGAAAAGCGGGACCGAUGGCAGAAACCAAUUUUACGGCGUUUGCAGCCUCCUCCACCAGUUAAUGAUACCAAUCCGUAUAACGUGUUUAGGCCCAGGGAGAAAGCACAUAGACUUCAUACUAGAAGGAUGCAAAGGAGGGAAAACAAUGUACAAUCCUUUGAAAAGCUUCGCCAGGUUAGGCGCAACCUUGACCAAGCGAAGAUCUUACUGGAGGCACUAAUCAAGAGAGAAGAGAAGAAAAGAGAAGUCAUGGAAAGUGAAGUUAGCCUUCAAAGAAUUCAAUUGAAGUAUAAGGAUGAACCUGAAUUCCUUGAGGAUAGCUUGGCUCUGCCUGGUUUCUCAACAUUCUCUAGCAAGUUUGUUUCAAGUGAGGAUGAACUGGUAGACUCUGAUGAUGUUUCAAACAGUCUUCCACAGAGUCGCCCUUCUAUGCUACACACUCCUUUCACAGAUUCAAAGUCAGUGAUUGGUUCUGCUGGGAUCAUGAAGCGGGAUCCCAGACGACGUGUUCCAUAUGGAUGGCUCCAUAAAUUGGAUCCACACGAGCCAGUUUUACUGUUUACGAAACCGCUAGAGAAUGUAAAGUUGGCAGCUUCAGGGAUAAAUCCUCCGCCUGAUUCUGCAGUGUCAAAUGGUGCAUCCUCAAAAUCAUUUAGCAUUCGUGGAAGGAUCGGCCGAGGGGGACGUAUAAUAUUUGAUAGAUGGAAUCCACUUGUGCAUAAUUCAGUGGAAUGCGGUGAUUCCUUAUAUAUACCUCCAAAACCCCGCCCUUCAACAAUCAAUUAGUUAGUCCGCCAGAUUCUGCCUUGCCAAGCUUAGAAUCGGACCCUUUUGAAAUCUGCAGUCGUGUUUGAUAAUAUGAUGGGGGAUUUGUGUGCAGUAAGCAUAGGGUAAUUGAAGCAGUUUUUUUUGCUAAAGUAGUGUGCGGUCUUAGAUUACUGCUUUCCAAUUGUACAAUACUUGUUGUCUUGAAAGAAAGUUUAGUUAAUAUAUACAUUCGGAUUCAAGUCGAA